Leishmania braziliensis MHOM/BR/75/M2904 is the source of this 1401-nucleotide messenger RNA. RefSeq names its product putative tuzin. NCBI's taxonomy places the organism in Eukaryota, Euglenozoa, Kinetoplastea, Trypanosomatida, Trypanosomatidae. The record is from RefSeq and is a predicted model, not a curated record.
AUGGCGGUGCGUGCUUUCUUCGAGAAGAGCGGCAGCGCCACUGCGGCGCCCAUCGCAGGCGGGGUCGUCAAGGCCAGGAUCGCUGGAUCGACCUACGCCGUUCACCUGCAGCACCUCUUUCUCUCGCCGAUUGUCGAGGUUGGGUCUCGCGUCUACGUUGAGCACGGCCGGGACGAGGAGUGCGUCGGAGCCGCGGUGGGUAGCGUCGUGGUGCGUGUCAACGGCAACGGAACGUAUGGGGUGUUGCUCGAUAACAACAGGCUCGACACGGCUGUUCCCGCAGAGAUGGUGGUGCUGUCGGAGGCCCGCGCCAAGCUUGUGAGUGGCGCCGAGUACGGCGAGGUGGUGGCGUGGCUACGCACGGCUGGAGUGGCGCGACGAGCGCACCAGGAGAGCAUUGCGUGCAUCCUCUAUCAGCGCGGGUGGCGCGUGGAUCGGCUUUACUUACGACCUCUGAUGCACUGCAUGACGCACAUACCCCGAGCGGUGCGCAUGUGCGUGUUGGAUAAGUCGGAGUGGCAGCGAGACCACCAUCGGCAGAUGCGGGGGCUGCUUAGGGAGCGGGUCAAGGAGCGGGACUUCCGCUACACGCUUACCAAGUACAGCGGUGUGGUAAGCGCGUCCGUGGCACUCCUCGGUAUUGCCUUCGCGUUUGGGUGGAACAUGACGACCUAUCGCACGCAGCAGCGCGCGCAUCAGCUAUCAGUCACCGUCAGGACGCUCACGCAGCCACUGAAUCUCGACCAGAGCGCCCUACAGGCGGCCCCGUUGAUGGUGCGGCAAGGCGCGUCGCGCGACCGAGAGGAGAGUGCGGUUCGGCGUAUGCUGCAUCGGCUCGAUGCGGCGCACCCCCGCAUCCCUGUCUUCACGAGACCCCACGGGUGCGGCAAGAGCACAGUGUGGCGCAGCGCCGUGCUGAAGAAGGGCGUGCCGCACGUGUGCGUCGACGUCCGCGGCACCGAGGACACGCUGCGCAGCGUUGUCAAGGCGCUGGGCGUGGAGGUGUGCGGCGACCUGCUGGACUUUGUGGAGGAGGCGUGCCGGAUGGCCCGCGCUGCGAGGGGCGAGACGCCGCUGCUCUUGCUGCGGCUGCGCGAGGGCAGCAGCUUGCAGCGGGUGUACAGGGACGUGGCCGCGCUGGCGUUCGACCGCCGUGUGUGCCAUGUUGUGAUGGAGGUGCCCACUGAGGCGCUCAGCAUGGCAAGCGCUGGGCUGCCGCGGCUGGACCUCUGCGUCAUUCCCGCGUUCAGCCGCGAGGAGGCCUUCGCCCACACGCGGCGCGCCAUCGACCCCGUCAGCCUCGGCCCCUCCUUGGACGUCGUUGGGGUGAGCCGCAGCGACGUGGACGACGUGAUUGCCGCUGUGCGUCAGCGGCGCAGUAUACGAAUGCGAGGCUACUGA